Asterias rubens (European starfish) is the source of this 1968-nucleotide messenger RNA. Its product is annotated as UPF0472 protein C16orf72 homolog. The record is from RefSeq and is a predicted model, not a curated record. Lineage: Eukaryota; Metazoa; Echinodermata; Asteroidea; Forcipulatida; Asteriidae. The transcript has 4 exons. The coding region runs from base 133 to 909 and encodes 258 amino acids.
CACUGCGACAUAGACAUUCGACGUUUAUUCAGGGCGUAUUAAUUUAUUCUGUCCAAAUAUUUCGUAAUGUUUUAGGGCCCAAAGUACCAUUUUUAGUGUCAAUUUGGGACAAUCUACCUCUUAGUUACUAUCAUGAGCGAGCAGAAAGAGAGAGGUGAAGAUUCAGGGGGCGAACUUUGGACGUCAAGUUGGGAGCAACAAUGUCUGGACGAGUUGGACAGCGAACCCAACUUGGACGAUCGGCUUCCUCAAGAACGCCAGUUUGCAGUUGAUAAACUGUGGUACAGUUUUCAGACUUGCGCAAGUGCUGUGACACAUCUGUAUAAACUUGAGCGCUUGACUGGUCAAUCCAAUGCCCUUCCUCUCUGGCUUGCAUUUCAGAAUGCCGCUAGUUCAGUAACAAAAAUGUACAAAGACAGCUUAGAAGCACACAGGGGUUCGAUAGAGCUCGGUACUCAGAUCGGUUACCAGCGACGUACAAGAGACAUAGUGGGCUGGGUCAAAAAAAGGAGACGCUUCAUCAAACGGGAGGAUCUCUUAGCGUUUCUUUGUGGUAAAGCACCCCCUCCUCGUAUUCGUCCAAGUCAGAUGGGUCGAAGUUCAGCAGAGAGGUCAUCUCCGAGAUCACACACACAGUCCCAUGAUGUGGUGGGACAUUCUGUAGAAACUACUGAUGAUUUACAGCCAUUCAGGGAGGCUUUAGCAUUACAAGGUUUAAACGGAGCGAUGGCCAACGUUGGUGUGUCCCAGUCUCCACCGCAUCACUCUCAUUCACGUCGCCGCCACGGAAACGUACUAGAUCUCUUCCCGGAUGAACUCUUUGCCCAUCCAGAUUCCCGUAAGAGAAACACCUCACCUAACGAUGUUCACAUGGACUCCCCUUCACAUAAACGUAACAGGCUACUAUGAAAAGAAGAAACAGACUGGCCGCUGUAGGUGUACUAUACUACCAUCAAAAGAACAUUUAAAAAAAAUAUUUAAAAAAAAACACACACAUGAAAAAAAAAAAAAAAAAUGAACAAAGUAAAAAAGCAGUGGUUUAAAAUUGUUAUAGAACACUUGAACGGUGGAGCUUAGGAAUGUUAAACAUUUCGGACUGGAGAUGUGCGACAAAUCAAGACUGCUUCGGAGCUGUUACAACCUCAACAAUGAGAGAAGAGGAAUGAGGGUUCUUAAGUUGUCUUCGGACUACCUCUCAUCUGUUCAUAUUGUAUUGAAUGAACUCCAGUGAAGUGUAGACAUUGUUGAACACAUCUUUCUCUCUGGUCAUGGUAAGUCAGUUUUUCGACUGUCUUUACGCGUGUGAGCAGAUGACGAGAACUAUAACUCUAAGUACGAUGAAAGAUGAGAGAGUCUGUUACAGGCUGAGUCUUCUUCUUAACACUUUUAUUUAGAGUAGAUCUUAACAAUUAUAUCUUGGUUGAAGGACCAGUUCCGUCAUUCAUAACAUGUUGCAAGGGAUUGUAUUUACAGUUUGCAGUGUACUGUAGUCUUUCUGAGUGUUGAUGUGAACAAGACACUUUUUCGGAACGCUCAAAAUGUCUGGUGUCUUGUCCCAACUGCAAUCAAAAGCCACUUGUUAUAAGUUUGACUGGACUUGUCCUAGUGCUCAUGAUAACGUUUUCUCUUCGUAACUAUUCUAAGUUAUCAUUGACAGGUUUUCUCAUGACCAAUCAGAUAAAAAAUCUUAAGCAGUGCGUUUGAUCUUAGUUGCUAGACAAAAGUGUGAUGUCACCAUACAAAUCACGAUGGUGAUACUAAACAGCUUGUCUUAAGAUGAAUCAUAGUGGUAUGUGAAAUCGAGCCCCCUGCAGUGUUUCCCUGGCUAAUGAGGUCAAUACAAACUAAGGAUUGGAGAAAAACUUGCACAGUGUUGCAACAUGCCAAAAAAUCAGCACUCACACAAAUGCAUGAUGAUUUCCAUCAAUAAAACCAAAUUAUAGUUCUUUAUACACAGGGCAAUGGAAA